GCAUUUCCGUCAUUUCACCGAUAGAGAAAAUCCAGUUUCUCAACGGUAAUAUAAAAUCAAUUUUAUUGAAUGAAAUCUGAAAAAAAUACUAAAAACCCCCAUUGUCACCACUACACUCACUCCGCCAUUAUUAUGUCCGUUUAAAACCCUUACUUUCUCUCUCUAAACAAACAUACUCUCUCUCUAGAUUUUCUCAUUCGCCGGAAACAAUGGCGGGUUCCGGCAACAACAACACACCGUCCACCGCCGCCGGCGUCACUCUCACCUCCAAAACACCGAUCUUCGGUCAAAAACUCUACGUCAUCAUCGCUUUCACCGUCAUAAUCAUGACGGCAAUACUCAUAACGAUCUUCCUCUGCAUCCGUCGCAGCUUAAACACAAAACGACGCCGUACGAUGCGCGUAAAGCACAGCUCCGGACUGUUUCCGUUUCCGUUAGUUUCCGAAACAAUCAACAACGAAUCGAUUGAGAAAAUUACAUCGAAAGGUAGCGUGUUUGAGAAGAAUGAUGAUGAUGAUCGGAAGGAUGAGGUUAAAGCGAUGAUUAAAGUUGUUGAGAGUAAAAUUGAGAGUGUGAAUUCUGGUAGUAACGAAUCUGGAACGAGUAAGAGUGAGGGAGCGUCGUCGGUGGAGAAUUUGAGCGGUUUAGGGUGGGGGAAGUGGUACGGUUUGAACGAGCUUGAAAUAGCGACGAGUUAUUUUGCGACGGAGAAUGUGAUCGGUGAAGGAGGGUACGGGAUUGUGUAUAGAGGUGUUUUACGUGACGGUUGUGUUGUCGCUGUGAAGAAUCUUCUGAAUAAUAAGGGCCAAGCAGAGAAGGAAUUCAAGGUAGAGGUAGAAGCAAUUGGAAAAGUAAGACAUAAAAACCUUGUGGGUCUUAUUGGAUUUUGUGCCGAUGGUGCUAAAAGGUUGCUUGUGUAUGAGUAUAUUGACAACGGAAAUUUGGAACAAUGGUUACAUGGGGAUGUUGGACCGAUCAGCCCGUUAACUUGGGACAUCCGAAUGAAGAUUGCAAUUGGGACUGCAAAAGGGCUGGCAUAUUUACAUGAAGGAUUGGAACCAAAAGUCGUACACCGUGAUGUUAAAUCAAGCAAUAUUCUUCUAGAUAGAAAAUGGAACGCGAAAGUAUCUGAUUUUGGGCUUGCUAAGUUGUUAGGCUCUGAGAAAAGCUAUGUGACCACACGAGUUAUGGGCACAUUCGGAUAUGUGUCACCUGACUAUGCGAGCACAGGAAUGCUAAACGAGUGCAGUGAUGUCUACAGUUUUGGUGUUUUACUCAUGGAAAUAGUUACAGGAAGAAGCCCUGUCGAUUAUUCUCGAGCACCUGGAGAGAUGAAUUUGGUUGACUGGUUUAGAGGAAUGGUGGCAAGUCGUCGAGGGGAAGAGUUACUAGACCCGAAGAUUAGUGUACCACCACCUUCUAGAUCUUUGAAGCGUGUAUUGUUGGUGUGCCUUCGGUGUAUAGAUAUGGAUGCAAAUAAACGUCCGAAAAUGGGCCAAAUUGUACACAUGCUCGAAGCAGAUGAUUUCCCUUUCCGCACAGAAUCUCGUCCGCAAAGAGACACUGCUACGGGUGUGGAUGCUGCAAAUAAAGUGCCUUCGAAAAACUAGGUUUCUCGAGUGUGUAUGUGAGUCUAGCUAUCGCAAUUUGUUUGUUCUUUCUAGCUAAUAUGAUGAUAUAUAAUUCAUACUCUGAUGCUUUAUAAUUAAAAUGUUCCUAUAGAGGAAGUCGUAAACUUUGUAAAUAGGGUGUAAUAUAUGUAAUUCGUACUCGAAACUAUUUGCUACAUGUAAACAAAACGCUCAUAUAUUGAAGGAUAAUAGUAGUUCUUUUUGUCUCUAGUGUG
Helianthus annuus (common sunflower) is the source of this 1846-nucleotide messenger RNA. Its product is annotated as probable receptor-like serine/threonine-protein kinase At4g34500. The record is from RefSeq and is a predicted model, not a curated record. Bases 210 to 1610 code for a protein of 466 amino acids. NCBI's taxonomy places the organism in Eukaryota, Viridiplantae, Streptophyta, Magnoliopsida, Asterales, Asteraceae. Gene Ontology annotation, biological process: protein phosphorylation. Gene Ontology annotation, molecular function: ATP binding; protein kinase activity. The transcript has 7 exons.